AUGGUAAACUACGUAUCGAAGCGAAUCAACGUCAAGGUCAACUGUAUGUUCAUCAACUGCCCCAAGCAUGAUUUUAAGCAUCCGCUGGACAGAAUGGGUGGUGUUCGUGUCAUCCUGAAUUCUGAGAAGCCGGAUCCGUUUGAAAUGGACGCAGGUGCCGCGGCACCAGCCUCGUGGACAUCGCCUCCAUCAGGACCAGGCGAUCCACUUUACCUGCCGUUGAGAAAGUUUGACGAAUCAAAGGACCUGCAAAGCAGUCCUCGAGCUGCUAAUGCCGUUGGCAUUGGCGAUUCCAGCUAG
This is a messenger RNA of Symbiodinium sp. CCMP2592, 300 nucleotides long. NCBI's taxonomy places the organism in Eukaryota, Dinophyceae, Suessiales, Symbiodiniaceae. The record is from the annotation of a GenBank genome assembly.